Messenger RNA from Amphibalanus amphitrite, 1778 nucleotides. Its product is annotated as serine/arginine repetitive matrix protein 1-like. The record is from RefSeq and is a predicted model, not a curated record. The coding region runs from base 375 to 1778 and encodes 467 amino acids. Gene Ontology annotation, molecular function: nucleic acid binding. Gene Ontology annotation, biological process: DNA integration. Lineage: Eukaryota; Metazoa; Arthropoda; Thecostraca; Balanomorpha; Balanidae. The transcript has 6 exons.
UAUCUGCGCUGGCGUCACACAUUCAGAGGGUGGCUAUCGAGAUAUACUUGCAAACGUGUAAAAGCUGCGAGCUCAAGAGAGCACGGCCAAGGGACAAGACGGUCACGCGGCCAAUUCUGACUGAUGACGUUUCAAGACGAGCGCAGAUAGACCUCAUAGACUGGACUAGUGAGCGAUCAGCUGGAUUUGGGUACAUCUUAAACUUCCAGGAUCACUUGUCAAAAUUUGUGAUUUUACGCCCACUGAAGAAGAAGACUGCUCAAGAGGUUGCAUACCAUCUCCUGGGCAUUUUUUGUCUGAUCGGUGCACCGAACAUUAUACAAUCUGAUAACGGUGCAGAGUUCCGGAACGCCUUGCUGGACGACCUGAAGCUGAUGUGGCCACAGCUGAUGCUGGUGCAUGGAAGACCGAGACACUCACAGUCACAGGGAUCAGUGGAGCGCAGCAACAGAGUGGUGCAGGAGAAGCUGAGGUGCUGGCUGUCAGAAAACCCUGGCUGCAAAUGGCCUGAGGGCCUCCGAUUUGUUCAGUGGGCGAUGAACACGCAGGUCCACGAGGGAAUCAAAAGGACCCCUUUCGAAGCGACCUUUGGACAGAAACCUCAUCUCGGACUUCGCGACUCCAAAAUUCCCAGGAGCAUCGCAAAAACCCUGAGAACUCAGCAGGAGCUCGAAGAUCUCGCAGCAGCAGGACCGUCUCGUCGCGACGACUCACCGCCAGUCAGUGGGGACUGCCCGUCGGUCAGCAGGCCGCUGACCUCGCCGACUGCAGCGAGGCAGCCACCACCGGGAACAGGUUCGCCGUCAUCGUCUCCGUCAUCGUCUCCGUCAUCGUCUCCGUCAUGGUCUCCGUCAUCGUCGCCGGUCAGGGAGUCGCUGCCACCGUCGCCGGUCAGGGAGUCGCUGCCACCGUCACCGGACAGGGGAUCGCCGCCACCGUCACCGGACAGGGGAUCGCCGCCACCGUCACCGGACAGGGGAUCGCCGCCACCUCCACCGGACAGGGAGUCGCUCCCACCGUCACCGGACAGGGAGUCGCUCCCACCGCCACCGGACAGGGAGUCGCUGCCCCAGCCGCCGGACAGGGAGUCGCUGCCCCAGCCGCCGGACAGGGAGUCGCUCCCACCGUCAACGGGAAGGGGAUCGCCGUCGCCGUCACAGUCACCGAACAGGAGGUCGCCGUCAUCUCAGCCCACGCAUCAUCCAACGUCUGGCUCGGCUGAGCCGCAGCCAGGACCUAGCGGCCUGCAAUGUGUCUCCUGUGGGCUGCGGGUACAGCAGGGGGACAGCUCCUGCAGGCUCUGUCAAAAAGCAAAGUCAGCGAAACGUCACCGCAGAGAGGCAUCAGCAGCGCAACAGCAGCAGGCGGCCAAGAUGCUGCGUAGAUCGCGGCAGUCUCGCCUCCUUGUCGGCCAAACCGUGAGGCUCGGCAUACCCGACGUAGACCGUGCCAGGAACCAGCCACCAAACAUUUUGGCAAUUAUAACUGAGGUUCGCGAAGACGGAUACACCUUGGGUACAGAGUACGGUCGCCUUUCCGGAGUUUACAGUCGUGCGUCACUCACUCCAUCAGACGUCGACUUUCUCACGCCAGAGUUCAUCCCGGAUGGCGAACCGGUGACAUUGAGGGAGGCAGCGCGGCGUGCGUCGGGGGGCACCGGUCAAGGGAUACUCAAGUGCACCUGCAAACGUGUGUGUCGUGGGCGCUGCAAAUGUGUCAGCAGCGGACGGAUGUGCUCCUCGCGUUGUCACAAGAGCAGAACGUGCAAUAAUAAGUAA